AUGGCAACGCUUAAUGAAAAGAAGACAUGUAGCCAACGAAUGGAAAAUUUCCAGCGUUUCGUAUGGAACCCAGACACAGGACAGUUAAUGGGAAGAACCUUGAUUAAUUGGGUAUGGAUCAGUCUUUACUACGUUGCGUUCUAUGUGGUGGUGACUGGGCUGUUCGCACUUUCUAUUUUUUCUUUAAUGAUGACACUCAAUCCAUAUACACCAGACUACCAAGAUCGAUUAAAAUCACCAGGGGUGACAUUACGACCAGAUGUGUAUGGCGAAAAAGGACUGGAGAUUUAUUACAAUGUUUCAGAAGAGCACUCCUGGGAAGGUUUUGUUAAGACUCUUCAAAAGUUUCUUUCAGGUUACAAUGAAACUGCACAGCAAGCAAAUAAAAACUGUUACAGGGAAGGAUACUACUUCCAAAAGAAAUUUGAUGCUCCAAACCACACAAAACAUUCUUGCAAAUUUACACAAGAGAUGCUUGGAAACUGUUCUGGUCUUGUGGAUCCCAAUUUUGGUUUUUCAGAAGGAAGUCCAUGUUUAAUAAUAAAAAUGAACAGAAUUAUCAAUUUUCUUCCGGGCAAUGGCACAGAACCAAGAGUAAACUGCACAACACUGGAUGAUGAAAGCCCACUGGAUGUACAAUAUUAUCCUAGAAAUGGAACUUUUAAACUUCACUAUUUCCCCUACUAUGGAUGUAAGGCACAGCCAAGCUACAGUAAUCCAUUGGUAGCAGUGAAGCUUCUCAACGUUCCCAUAAACAAAGGAAUACACGUCGUAUGCAGAGUGGUUGGUACAGGAAUUACUUCAGAUAAUCCUCAUGAUCCAUAUGAAGGAAAAGUAGAAUUCAAAGUCUGCAUAAAAGCUUAAACCAUAACAGCACUGAUUAACUCAAGAGUUAAGAACACUGGACAACACAAUAUUUAUGUAUCAUGUAACUUUGUAUUUAUUUGUAUCAAUUUCUCUUUGAAGUAUCCAUAGUUUAAUACAAUAUAUCUGUGUGCUUUGAGGGGAAUGAAAAUAACAAACUUCCUUGAUGAUACUGUUCAAUUGUAUAGUUUACUUUCAACGUCUAUUUUAGAACUGUGCUUUAUUACACAAGUUGCCUACUUCCAGACACUCAACAGAACACUAGGUUUACUGAGCGUAACUCAAUAAUGACAUGAUUUCAUCAGAGGUACUUAAAUCACUUAAUAUAAAACCAUACAGAGUGCAAAAAACCCAGGCUGAGUCUCCCUUAUCCAAAAAUGUUGGGAUUUUUGAAUACCCUUAUUGGCAUAUACAUACAUAAUGAGAUAUCUUGGAGAUGGGACCCAAGCCUAAAUAUAUCAAAUUUAUGUUUCAUACACAUCUUAAUACUCAGCCUGAAGGUAACUUUUUGCACAAUAUUUUAAAUAAUUGUGCAUGAAACAGCAAGCCACAAAAAAAAGCAAAGGUGUCACCAUUUUAGUCCCCAUGCGGAUAAUUUUGGAAUUCUUGAUAAGAGAUGCUCAACCUGUAGUAAGUUGGUUACAUGUAAUCUACUAUUUGUAAGGGAGUAGCCACCCUUGAGCUUGUAAUAUGUGAUUUUUGAAUUCAAAAUAUAAGGACAUUCCACGCAUCAGUUGCAUAGUACCUACUUUGUAUACUUUUAAAGAUGAUAUUGCAAUAGUGAUGGGCAACCAAGUUUUAAAGCACCUUAAGAAAACUGAAACAUGCUGGAAUCUUUCAUACUUAAAACAUGCUUCCACAAAAUUGCAUGAAUAAAAAUUCUAAUAAAGUACACAUAGACCAAGUACAGACUGUAAUAGAUUGUCCUCAGUGGAAGGCUCAUCUGCACAAACUCCAAGUGAGAGAUGUAUUUACAUGUGCCACAUUUGCCUGUUUUUCCUUUGGUAAACAAUCAUGCCCAUUACAUCUAUGCUGCAGGAAUAAAACUAAACUACCUUAACAAGU
Anolis carolinensis (green anole) is the source of this 1929-nucleotide messenger RNA. It is a transcript of the gene atp4b, whose product is annotated as ATPase H+/K+ transporting subunit beta. The record is from RefSeq and is a predicted model, not a curated record. The transcript is spliced from 7 exons. Lineage: Eukaryota; Metazoa; Chordata; Lepidosauria; Squamata; Anolidae. Gene Ontology annotation, cellular component: sodium:potassium-exchanging ATPase complex. Gene Ontology annotation, molecular function: ATPase activator activity. Gene Ontology annotation, biological process: intracellular sodium ion homeostasis; sodium ion export across plasma membrane; potassium ion import across plasma membrane. Bases 1 to 864 code for a protein of 287 amino acids.